Toxoplasma gondii ME49 is the source of this 3906-nucleotide messenger RNA. RefSeq lists its product as hypothetical. The transcript is spliced from 10 exons. Gene Ontology annotation, molecular function: protein binding. Bases 148 to 3555 code for a protein of 1135 amino acids. The record is from RefSeq and is a predicted model, not a curated record. NCBI's taxonomy places the organism in Eukaryota, Apicomplexa, Conoidasida, Eucoccidiorida, Sarcocystidae.
AGCAGCUAGGCGUCUACUGGAUCUACACUGUUCAUUAUCUAAAGCUGAGUGACGUUUCUGGAAGCUGACGGAAGUCGCAUGGAGGGCUUCGUUGGUCGCAUUACUGCUGGGCAAGCGUAAAGAACUGCAACUGAUCCUUGUGUUACCAUGACGGGCAAGAAAUCGAACAGAUCAGCGGGAUCUUCCCGCAAGGGCGACGGAGCCCCGUCUGACGGCAACGAAACGAAAGCUCUACUGGACGUGGAUUUGUUCGAAACAAACACGAGCUACCGAGCAAGUCGUUACGAUACGUUUGAAUUUUCGUCAAAGGUGACUUGCUUCGCUUUCUCGAAAGAUGCACCCCUGCUUGCAGUCGGGGUCGAGAUUGGAGGUGUCUACCUUUUUGACCUCACGCAGCCAGAAGCCUCUGUGGCUGCACCAUCUGAGCUAAUCGGCAUAGUCAGAUCGAUGCAUUUCGGACCACAGAACGGAUUCGGAGAGCAAAUUCUCUAUGGCGCAUUUGAUGAUGGACAUUUACGUCGAUGGCUCAUUCGCAACAUGACGGAGAUGAUCCAGAUUGACUGCCUGUAUUUCGGGCAAGAAGUACAAACUCUACUCGUAAGCGGAGGAGGUCGCUCUGUCAUGGCCGUCGGCAAACAAAGCCGCCUGGCGGUGUGGAGCGCCCUGUAUGACAAUUGCUUCUCCUACCUGACCGUCCCAUGGCUUUCAGACGUUCAAGCCCCCGUUGAGGAUGCUAUCCUCCUCCCAGACAUACUGCUGCACCCAAGGGCCCCCCCAAACGCUGACGUGUUCCAUGUUGCAGCAGUUUCACCAACGGAAGGAAUUCUAAUUUUUAAUGUGAUCGUUGUCGAACCACAGUACACUCAUCACUUCGACGUAUCUGUCCAUUCAGUCCGAGCUCUUCCCGGAGCUUUUCAUGCACUGGCCGCAACUCCACAACACAUAAAUGAUCAGCAAGUUAUUAUCCUCGCUGCAGCAUCUGCAGACACAAAGAGCCAAAUUGCCCUAAUAAGCCUUCAGCCGGAUGCAGAGAAUUACCCUGGAUGCCAAAUACAUGCCACACUGAUGGAACUGGGUGUGAAACCUGAGGACGCGAUCACGUCCGUUCACUGGAUUAAUCCCCCAGAAGAAGCGCGACUCAGCACAACCGCCGAAGACAAUACUCACGAUCCUUCUCCAGUUCCACCACCGUCGCUGCUGUCCUGCAUUGAUGGAGCCACUCAAGAGGCCCCCUACAAAAGGAUGGUCCUAUGCGUGGGCACGGACAAAGGCAGCAUCCUGUUUCUCGAAUGUAUACACGUUCCAGACAAGACAGACAGUAUACAGCAAAGACUGCGAGUUCGUCUCGUGUACGACCUGGACGGCAACCGAGGUCCCCUCUGGAUUCAGGAAGUCCCUUCAGAGGUUGUGAUGGGGCGGCCUAUCUUUGCCAGCUGUUGCAAUGAUACUAUGUGUCACCUUUGGGAACUGCAAGAAGUAGCAGUACCGACCACCACUGAUAUUGCGGCCGCCCAUGCCUCGCAGCGCUGCGCGUACUUGGAAAUGCUGCGGCACCGCUGUAUGCCAGACGGUAAUUGGUCAGGUUACGACUUCCCGUUUUCGUCCCUAUCGGAUCCUAAUUGGCCAGUAGAACCCCGGAUUGGUGCGCCUGACUACGAGCACCCGCCUUACCCUACGUUACAGACUCGAAAUGCCAGUGAAGGCCCGCCACCUUUCCGUCACAACAGGUAUGAGGGGAAAACUGACUGCAUGCACCGUAGUCUCAAACAAACUGCGGGCGACCGCCAAAGACAACAGGUCAUAAAGACUGGCGUCGAUGCAGUUGUAGACGAGGUGUUGGACCGCGUAUGCAAGGAUAUGUCCAUAUGGGAGAAGCAGAACAGAGAAGUCAAGCCGCUAAGCCACUGCCACCGGCAGCUCACCAGUAGCAGCUCUUGCCAGAGGGAGAAACCCUUAUGCUUAUCGAGCCGCGCUCGUGGUGUCUCCAGCGUCAUGACCAGCGGGCUGAUGUCUCAGCGCGGAACGACAAAGAGCACUUGUGAUGAACGGACACAAGUGAGUCUGUGGCAGCCGGUGGGCAUGUUCCGAAAGCAUCAGCUGAGAGUUAUUGAAGAGAAGGCCGGCAGCCGUGGAGAUGCAAACCCCGGUCCUCCACAGAGGAGCCUGUUGUGGAGAGUAGCGAGCACCCCAAAAGGACUCUGGAAUAAAGUCGCAGAUUGGUUGAGGUGCGAGACCACUGUUGUGAGCGGAGAACAGAAGGCAGACCAUGAUACAACGUUGCCUAGUGGCUUGCAGAAGGAGCGGAGGUCUCAACGUGAAGGCGCGACCUACGCCGUUGCAACGGAUGCAGGAGCGUCAGACAUCGACCAGCAGAAAGCUGCAUCCAAAGAAGCCAGACGGAAGAUGGAUACGCAUGACGGCGAUGGAAUCAGAGCGCAGCAACCAUCACAGGCGGCCAUCGUACGUGACUCAGUGCCAUCCUCACAGAGCACCCUUGCUCGGCAUCUCCGUGGAGCCGACAGGCACGCUGUUACAGGAAAGGAACGUGCAAAAGUCACAGCUGCUCCAGCUCAGACGACGACUACUUCGACGAUGGCAACCACUGUGCCAGUAAAGGCCGAGACACAUCCGCCAGAAGUGUGGUGGCGGCUGCCGAGAGAGGCGGCAGAGGACCGUUUAGUGCGGCCCGAAAAGGCAGGUCUGUCGGUGAGGGAUGCGGCUGCUUCUUCCGAAACCGAACCAUGGGAAAAGUCUGAAGAGACCGAACAGACAGAAGAGACAGGUGUGUCGCCAUCAAAAGAAAGCGGCCUCAUGCCGAAGUAUGAGCUGCCUGAAGAAGUUCCAGCAUCAACGGAGGGCGUCGAGCCACCAGGUGGUUCUCCUUACAGUGAAAGACACCGUCCCCGGAUUGCUGUUGCUCUUGGUCUUCGCCGAUAUACCACAGGGCCAAAGUACCAGUUUGGUACAGAUGCGCCGCUGCUGCCACGACUGCCAGGAGUCUCCGAGGAAGAAGUCGAUCACGAAGACGUUGCGUGGAGAGAUUCGAAGUCUGAGGAGUCCAACAAUCCCAAGGUGAAAAUGCCAACGUUGUCCGACGAACGAGGGCACAAUACUCAUGGUAAUCCAGAACCUAGAAGGCUUCUACAACAGAUGCCAGGUGGAAGUACAGAAGCGAUGCCACCCAACGCAACUGGACAGCAAUCUCACGGCGCCAACGUUCGAAGCAGGCAGUUCCCGUUCGGCGAUGAACACGUGGAAGAUCAUCGUAGCAACUCACAAGCUUUUGCAGACGGUUCAACUGAGCCCUUAGAAGCCUGCGGUCGCGCGGUACCGCAACAAGGUGAUCAGGAAGGAUAUCAGAGUUGGAAAAACGUGAAUGCCGAAGGAUCAAUAGUUGUUCCGGAAAGGGGACAACAACCAGCAAGUGAAGGCAAGCAAUGUCGUCCUCUCCCUCCUGGUUCUACCAGAGAAGGCGGGCGCCUUGAAGACGAGCAGAGUACCGGUAGCCAUAUACGAGCCGGUCCGUGGCGCUUUUUUAUCGCUGAGGAGGACUAGAGAGGAUAAGACUGCAGGACCGUUGGCCUUGAGUUAGUCCUCCUCCCCAGCAUUGCCUUUGUUGUGCUACUGAGUGGAUCGGGCGGAAGAGACAGGCUCCUUUUUGGACAGUAGAGCGUCACUGCCAGUCCCGGUGUAAUUCCGCGAACAGGCUGCACAGCAAGGUAACGCAGAUUCCGUCCCAAUUGUUUAUUGCUGGUCGUCUGCAACAAAAGGUUGGCGUGCAGUCCGCCGAAGAAGGAAGUCUAUCUUAUGGUAAAGGAGACGUCACAAUAGAUUGUGGCCUGGUAUUGUCAGGAGAUUUUCCGUCACCGAUCCCCCAAUGCCACCGAUUUCCUAUUUCCUUAUCCG